CUUUCUUGGGGCCCCCAAUACAUUAAUUAUUUAAAAAAAUGUCUACGCACAAAUUCAAAAUAAUUAAUUAAAAACCACCCCACCAGUACGUGCCAUUUGCACCAAGAACCAAUUCACCCUGCAGCUUCAGCUUCAGCUUCAACUCCAGCUGCAGAAACGCUUCGCUAGUUUCCUUAGCUAAGCUUCUUCCUUUCUUCCCCCCCUUCUCAAACUAGGUCUUGCUAAACUUUUUCUUCCAAGUGAACAAUACACUGUCGUUUUAGUUUCUUGGAGAUCUUCCUCUCUCUCCCUCUCUCUCUGAGGUCCACUCGAGAAACGCCAUUUCUAAUCCUUAUACACCGAACGAAGAACCAAAGACAAAAUCCCAAUUGAAGAAGAGCAAUGGUGGUUACAGAAUCUGAAGAUAUCUCCCAAGGCGAGGUUGAGUCGCCAUUACAGUCAGAUCACCACUUUAGAAGCAACCUCUUGUCAUCUCUCGGCAGGCAAUCCUCCAUUUACUCUCUCACCCUCGACGAGUUUCAGCAUGCUCUCUGCGAGGGCGGUAAGAACUUUGGGUCAAUGAACAUGGACGAGUUCAUUGCCAGCAUCUGGAACGCCGAGGAACAUCAAGCUGUUAAUGGUGCCACUAGUAACAAUGAUCAGAUCAACAAUAAAGGAGAGCAGGGUUUCAAUAAUUUGUCUGGUGUCAGAGUGAUAUCUAAGCAGCCCAGUUUGUCCAGACAAGGAUCACUUAGCUUGCCUGCGCCAUUAUGUAGGAAAACGGUCGAUGAAGUUUGGUCGGAGAUGCACAGGGAACAGGAACAGGAGCAACAGUAUCAAGGACAGAGCCGCAGUAACGGUAAUAAUAUAGUGAAUAAUCCAGAGUCUGCGGCUCCUCGGCAACCAACUUUUGGGGAGAUGACAUUGGAGGAUUUUCUGGUCAAGGCAGGGGUGGUAAGAGAGCAAUAUCCGGCGGCACCUUCAGGACCACCGCAGCAACAGCAAUAUGGGAUGUACCAAAGCAGCAACAACAACAACAAAACUGCCACGGGGACAGGUUUUGUUUCCAGGACGGUUUUGGGAAUUGGCGGCGGAACUGGUGGAGGAGCUGUUAGUUACCAGACAAUGCCACAAGGGGCUGGACCUAUAGGUGAGACAUCAGGAAGAAACGGUGGUUUCCCUCAGCAGACGGCAGCAGCAGCAGGGUCAGCUUAUGGGGGAAGAGUGGGAAAUGGUGGCGGAUAUGCGCCGAGUCAGGCAAUGGGGGUUAUGGGACAAGUGAGUCCAGUUUCAUCUGAUACAAUACGGAGCAGCAGUAUUGAUAAUGCAGCAAAUCAAUUUGGAAUAGAUGUGGGUGGAUUAAGGGGAAGGAAGAGGAUGGUUGAUGGGCCAGUGGAGAAGGUGGUGGAAAGGAGGCAACGGAGGAUGAUCAAGAAUAGGGAAUCGGCGGCAAGGUCCAGAGCUAGAAAACAGGCUUAUACAGUUGAGUUAGAAGCAGAGCUGAACCAGCUAAAAGAAGAGAACAAGCAGCUUAGGCAUGCUCUGGCAGAGUUAGAGAGGAAAAGAAAACAGCAGUAUAUGGAAGAGUUAAGGAUGAAAGCACAGAGCAAGGCUCAAAAUUCUAAAGAGAAAUUGAGGAGGAUGAGGAGGAAUUUUAGCUGUCCCUUGUAAUGCAAAGCAAUGAAAUCUGAAGGCAGAAGCACAAACUGAAAUUCAGAAUGAUUUAAGCCAAAGUAGUAGGAGCUGAAGAGUGAUGUUUUGUAUGGAUUUUAGAAGAAAAGAGAGACUCUCUAUAUAUAUAAUAUUUAUGAUUUUUUUUUCUUUUGCCGAAAUUUUAAGAGUGGUGGGAUGUGUAAAACUGCAGUUAACAUAAUAUAAAGUUAGAGAGUUAAGAUUUUGAGUUAAAAAAAACAAAAAACAGGUAAGAUUUUGUUGAAGCAAUUCCUGUAAUAUAGUAAUCCAAUUGUUCCUUCAAAUGAUAAGGGACUCAUGCCUCUAAAAUUAUAUAUUCUAAUGCAAUGUUACUGUGAAAACUUCUUGUAAUUUUUUUCUUCAUUGACUUGAUUUGAGGAAGGAAGCUUAAUAAACACUCCCCCGGCGGAAAAGUUUUGGUUUGUUAAAAAGAAACCCAUUU
Molecule: messenger RNA, 2113 nt
Organism: Manihot esculenta (cassava)
Lineage: Eukaryota; Viridiplantae; Streptophyta; Magnoliopsida; Malpighiales; Euphorbiaceae
Product: protein ABSCISIC ACID-INSENSITIVE 5
Exons: 6
Coding region: 382-1650 (422 amino acids)
Biological process (GO): positive regulation of DNA-templated transcription
Cellular component (GO): nucleus
Molecular function (GO): DNA-binding transcription factor activity
Source: RefSeq, a predicted model, not a curated record